Durusdinium trenchii is the source of this 1882-nucleotide messenger RNA. Lineage: Eukaryota; Dinophyceae; Suessiales; Symbiodiniaceae. The record is from the annotation of a GenBank genome assembly.
AUGCGAAAUGUUCUUGAAACUACGUUUGUGAUCUUUCCAAUUUGUGCCUUGCAAUGCAAUCGAACCUCGUGGAGAAACUCCUGGAUCUGCGAGAGAAGCAAUCAGCUUCAUUCCGAAGGAUUGACUGCCUCAAAAAGGAACACGAAGACUGGCAGAAAUCCUUCGACGAACUCCUCUUCAGCAUCCAGAGCAGCGAGGGUAGCGAGGGCAGCAAGGGUGUCAGUCAGCCCACCUCACCGACUUGUGCUCCGCCGGCGGAGCCGGAUGCGCCGCGCGACGCGCCGCGCCUGCUCCCGCCGCCCAUUGCACUGCCGCCGGGAGAUACCGAGUUGGUCUCGGAGAGGAGUACGGAGCGGAGUGGGAGUCGAGAAGGGGAGCUGGACAAGACGCCGUCCGCGGCAUCCUUCCAAGCACCAGUGCUGACCAAGCGGGAUCAAAGUGGACCCUUGCACAAGCUGGUGAGGCAGGAGCUGGCAAAGGUGGAUUUGACCCUCAGUGAAGAACAACACAAUAAGCAAAAGCGCAUCCACAAGCUCCAGCAGUUUGUUCAGAGGAUAGUGAAAAAUGACCGAUUCGAGUAUGUGACGGGCUUUGUGAUCGCUUUAAACCUAGUUCUGAUUGGAAUCGAAGCUGAUGCGUCGUACGCGCAGCAAAAAGACCACUUGCCCUGGGCGUAUGUCACUGAAAGGCUCUUUUUCUUCAUCUAUUGCUUUGAAGCCCUGCUUCGUUUUAUUGCAGGGUCCAACAUCUUCAAAGACAUUUGGUUUUUUACAGACAUGAUGCUGAUCACGAUCGCUUUUGUUGCCCUCUGGAUCCUCCCCUUGACAGUUGGAAACUCUGCCGAUGGCGUGGAGAAGCUACUUCUGGUGCGGGGAGUCCGCUUGUUGCGGCUGGUGCGAGCGCUGAGGAUGUUCAAGCACUUCAAGGUGAUGUGGCGAUUGGUGCAUGGAUUGAUCUCGGCGGGUCAGACGAUCAUCUCCACCACCGUGCUGAUCCUCGUGUCGCUCUUUGUCUUCUCAUGCAUGGCAGUUGAGCUCAUUGCCAAGGACGACAAGCUUAAUGAAAUAACCGAGACCAAAAAGAUCAUCGAUGAGCACUUCAGCGGCAUUGGACCAUCUAUGGUGACUUUGAUGCAAUUCGUCACCGUGGACUCCGUGGCUGCGAUCUAUUUCCCCAUCAUUAUCAACCAGCCAUAUCUCUGCUUGUUUUUUCUUCUGAUCAUCGUAGUGAUUUCUAUUGGUCUGAUGAACUUGGUGACAGCAGUCGUCCUGGAGAAUGCCAUGGAAUCUGCUGUUCAAGAGGCUGAGGAAGAACGGAGCUCAUUGAAGUGCAAAGUCAAGGAGGCGAUACCUGAAUUGCUGAAGAUUUUUGUGAAGAUCGAUAAAGAUGAGAGUGGUAUCAUCUCUCGUGAUGAAAUGGCGUCGGUGCAUGAGAAUGUGUUGCCUCGGCGGUUGAUGGACUCUGCCUGUGUGGGAUCCAUCCUGGACUUCUUUGACUUUUUGGACGUGGAUGAGAAAGGAGAGUUGACACAGGAAGAGUUUGUGGAAGGAUUGCUGAAUCUAUGCCUGCUGGAAAUGCCAAUCCACGCUAUUCAGACUCUGAAACUGCUGCACCUGACCGUGAACAUUUGCAGAAAAAUUGACCAAAACUUGGAGGUGCUUCGAGCUCGCACUUUGGGCAGUAUUCCUGACAAGGGCACCAAUGGCGAUGUGUGCUCUCCUGGCCUCCUUUGGCCUCAGGAGUCCUAAGGCCCUAAGGCACAGCACAUAAUUCCGGCUGCUAAAAAUGUGGGAACCACAUAGUGCUGAGUGUUGGAGUGUUGGCACGUGAUAUCUUUUUGUGGAAACUGGACUCGUAAGACUGCUGAGACCCAGCAGGUUGG